Porites lobata is the source of this 882-nucleotide messenger RNA. NCBI's taxonomy places the organism in Eukaryota, Metazoa, Cnidaria, Anthozoa, Scleractinia, Poritidae. The record is from the annotation of a GenBank genome assembly.
GAAUUUAUCAGAGGUGUAGAUUGCGAGCUUAUUUUUCUUUCCGCUGUAAAUAUAUUUCUUUCCUUCACUGCAUUUCUGGGGAACACUCUGAUCCUAGUUGCCCUUCACAAGGAAACUUCACUUCAUCCGCCGUCCAAACUCCUGUAUCGUAACCUAGCGAUAACUGAUCUCUGUGGUGGCAUCACUGGACAGCCUUUGAAUGUGACUUAUUGGAUUUCUGUGGUGACGGAAAGAUGGAAUUCGAAUAUUUGCUAUAAUUACGGACUUCGGGGAUCACGUUUCUCAGGUUAUACUUUGUGUUCAGUGUCUUUAUUAACAUCUACUGCAAUAAGCGUGGACAGACUUCUCGCGUUGUUGCUGGGGCUCAGAUACAGACAAGUUGUAACUUUGAAACGAACAUUUAUAGCCGCAAUCGGUUUUUGGAUUGUGUCCAUUGUCGCUUCGUCAACUUCAUUUUGGAACCCUCUUAUAACUUCAUGGUAUCAAUACAUAGGUACAGCUCUGUGUCUGGUCACCACAAUCUUCGCUUACACCAAAAUUUUCUUUUCUCUACUUCAUAAUCAAAUUCAUGUUCAGAACUAUGUCGCUCAAGGACAACCGAGCCAAGCAAUUCCAUUGAACAUAGCUCGAUACAAAAAGGCGGUGUACAGUGCAAUGUGGGUGCAGGGAACAUUGGUUGCAUGUUAUGUGCCGUUUGGUAUAGUGGUAGCUUUGACACCUCAACAAGGGAUGGCUUUAUCGGUAUACCUCUCUAGACAAUUUACGGCUACCUUAGUGUAUUUAAACUCGUCAUUAAACCCGUUGCUGUACUGUUUGAAGAUCAGAGAAGUAAGGCGAGCUGUAAAAGAAACAUUAAGGCAACUAUUCUGUCGAUCGAGUUAG